This is a messenger RNA of Lepidothrix coronata (blue-crowned manakin), 1167 nucleotides long. Its product is annotated as fibronectin type III and SPRY domain-containing protein 2-like. The coding region runs from base 168 to 500 and encodes 110 amino acids. NCBI's taxonomy places the organism in Eukaryota, Metazoa, Chordata, Aves, Passeriformes, Pipridae. The record is from RefSeq and is a predicted model, not a curated record. The transcript has 3 exons.
GUGAGGAGCAGGAGGAGGAGGAAGAGGAGGAAGUGGCGAAUGUUUUUUGUUCUACCUGCAAGAUACCAAUCCGAGCUUUUGACAAACUAUUUGGUGAGCACAAGGAUCAUGAGGUGACUCAACUGCCCAAUGCCUUGGAAAGUGAAAAGGAAGAGAUUCAUAAAAACAUGUGCAAGUUAGAAGAACAGAUUGCUCAGAUGGAAAAUGUUGCCAGUCAUUUGGAGGAAAUCUUCCUCACUGUAGAGGAAAAUUUUGGGAGGCAGGAGCAGAACUUUGAGGUGCAUUACAACGACGCAGUACAAGUGCUUGCUCAAAAGUACGAAGAACAGCUGGAAGCACUGGGGGAAGAGAAGAGGCAGAAGCUGGAAGCUCUAUAUGAGCAGCUGGUCAGUUCUGGGAAACUUCUUGACACCUGCAAAGAACUGACAGACAAAACCCAUGAACUUUUCCUGGAAAAUGACAAAGCUGAAUUUAUGAAGGUAAAGAACUUUAACUGUUAAGGCCCCUCCUAAGUGCUUUUUGCUGCUUGCAAGUAGUCCCCAGCCAGGAAGUUCCAAGCGGUUUUAUUCUGGAGAGCAUUCGGGGUGCUCAGUCCAUGCUGCUGUCAGUGCUCCAGGUUCUUGCCAUGGUGGCAUCAACUUAGUAGGGCAACACAACUGGGGCAAAAUGCAGAAGCAGAAGUUUGUAAUUUGGGUGCUCAUUGAUUUGUGAGUCACACUGGGGUUCAGAGGGAAGACAUCUCCCUAGAAUGCUUAUCUCAGGAAACUCUGGAAGCACUUAGUGUUCACUGCCUCUUGCAGGCUCAGCUCUCUUGCUCUGUUCUGGGCUCAGAGCAGGCAGGCUGAUGCAAUCACUUUGGAGAAGGUUUCUUUUUCUUCCUCAUUUUUUUGGAAAGUUCAGCUGAACAGGAGGCUCCAAACUAAAUACAUCAGGAGCUCCUGCAAAGCGAUGGAUGCAUCCCUCUCUUGAGAUGGUGUCAUGAAGUUAUUUUGCUUUGGCAGGUAGAAAAAUAAUUGGGGAAAAAAAGAGAAUUUUCACUGCUGAUGAGUGAUUGCUCUAACUUGAGCUGUCUUGUGACUCAGGUGGAUGGGAGCAUUUCUGUAGCACAGCCACAGUAACUUAUGAACUGGACAACAAACCAAUCUCCUGAACACCUCCAGUCUGCUC